AUGGAGCCGACUACGUCUACUGUGACAUCGACUACAACUCAAGAACCUAGUUCGUCCACGAUUACGUCUACCACCCAGGAGCCGAGUACAUCCACGAUUACGUCUACCACCACUCAGGAGCCGACUACGUCUACUGUGACUUCGACUACCACCAUGGAGCCGACUACGUCUACUGUGACAUCGACUACAACUCAAGAACCUAGUUCAUCUACUGUGACAUCGACUACAACUCAAGAACCUAGUUCAUCCACGUUUACGUCUACCACCCAGGAGCCGAGUACAUCCACGAUUACGUCUACCACCACUCAGGAGCCGACUACGUCUUCUGUGACUUCGACUACCACCCAGGAGCCGACGACUUCAGAUCCAUAUCCAGAAAGAUGUAACUCGCUUCAUGCACGUUCCUGUAUUCAUUCUGAUUUACAGCUAACUGCACUUGCGCAGCCGAUAUUCCUGUUAUUCAGCUUACCAGCAGCGAUGGCAUGUACAAUGACACAUUUUGGAGCGAACAGAGUGCAGUGAUUGCUGCUAAUUGGGAUUCUUCGUAUACCACUGUCGUUAAAAUUGUCAACCAGUUGUCAAACACGAGCUGCUCAAACCAAAUCCAAUGCAGUUAUCAAAAGGGAAACGGAUACGAAUACGUGCAAGGAAACUUGUUCGUUGGAUAUGAGAAUGGAACCGUGAGAUCUGGAAAGUUUAACAAGAAAAACAAUUCAAUUUUCAGUACAUUCAAUAUGUUGACAAUCUGGAUGGAAACAUUACGUGGCCUUCCGUUUACUGUAACGCUGCGAAUCAUUGGACCUAUGAAGGAGGAUUAGUGGUCUCCGCCGGAUGCAUUUCAGUGAUCUACUGGCCAUGA
Molecule: messenger RNA, 859 nt
Organism: Caenorhabditis sp. 36 PRJEB53466
Lineage: Eukaryota; Metazoa; Nematoda; Chromadorea; Rhabditida; Rhabditidae
Source: the annotation of a GenBank genome assembly